UGUUUGCCCCAGGCAGGAGCAUAAACACCUCAGGACUCAUUAGAAAUGCCCGGGCGGGGGCUGUGACCGAGUACAUGGGGCCAUCCCAAUGGCAGAGCACAGCACAUUUUCCAUAUGUUAGACCUCAGAAAGUGCUGGGCUCUGCCCUCUCCGACUCUAAAGGAAAGUUUGAGGUUUUACGUUUCUGUUUGUGGUACAGGAAAAGGCGUAUGAUCUGAGGUCUUGAUUCAGUGAAAUAACAUUGCCUUUAUACACAUUUGCUUCGCAAGGAGGGCAGGCGUUGGAAGCGACCGUUGUGAAAUGUUAAAGAUUUUCUGGCAGAGGGAAAAGCAUUUUUUUUUCUCUCCCUCCCUGUGGAGGAAAAACAGUUCUAACGAGGAGUUACUUUGUAGUUUUAACUCCCAUUCAAAUCGUCCCAGCCUUAGGAGCUGCGGUGGACCCCUGUGGCAUCUGGCUCCUGCCUCCGGGACCCUCUCUGGCUCUCUCUCUUCCUCCAAGCACUGCACUCAUGAGCUCGCAGAGGAGAGUCUUCCCCAGGAGGGAGCCUGGCACUCAUGAAGUGGUGGCUAAGCCCAGUUCAGCUGCCACCCGUCUGCCCAGGGCCAGAGACCAGGAAAGGAGGAAGGGCAGCUUCACUUCCUCUCUGAGGAUGGAGCCCCACAGCCGUUCUGCAAAGAGCCGAAAAUCCACCAAGUUCCGGGCCAUCUCUCGCUCCCUGAUCCUCUGUAAUGCCAGGAUGGCGGACGACAGCUCCAGCCCGGAUGAGAAGUACCCUGAGCCCUUUGAGAUUCCACUCAGCCAGGGAAAGGAGGGGAGUUUCCACUCUGCUGUGCAGCUGGCAGAUACGUCGGAGGCUGCACUGGCCUCAGAGGCUGCUCAAUUCCAAGCAGUUGGGAGUGAUCGUGGCAAAAACAGCAGGAAGAUGUUCUUCAUGAAGGAAUCAUCCACCGCGUCCUCCCGAGAAAAGCCUGGGAAGGCAGAGGCGCAGAGUGGCAGCUUCCUGUUUCCUAGAGGCUGCCACCAGAGGGCUCGCAGCAACUCCACGAGUGUUAACCCGUAUUGCACAGGAGAGAGCGACUUUGCCAUGACCAGGAAAUCCGCAGCUUCCACAGACAGGCAGCUGAGUGCCCUCUGCAGCGACAGGAAGUCCCUCUCCCAGCAGCUAGACUGGCCCGCAGGAAAGGCUGUGGGCACAUUGAGGCCGACGCGGUCGCUGAGCACAGCUCAGCUGGGGCAGCCGUCGGGAGGCCUGCAGGCUUCAGUGAUCUCCAACAUCGUGCUGAUGAAGGGCCAGGCCAAGGGCCUGGGCUUCAGCAUCGUUGGGGGACAGGACAGCAUUUACGGCCCCAUCGGGAUUUAUGUCAAAACCAUCUUUGCAGGCGGAGCAGCGGCAGCUGAUGGGAGGCUACAAGAAGGCGAUGAAAUUCUGGAACUCAACGGUGAAUCCAUGGCCGGGCUCACGCACCAGGGUGCUUUGCAGAAGUUCAAGCAAGCCAAAAAGGGGCUGCUCACGCUCACAGUUCGCACACGCCUGACGGCGCCCCCUUCCCUGUGUAGCCACCUGUCACCCCCGCUGUGCCGCUCCCUGAGCUCCAGCACCUGUGUUGCCAAGGAGAGCAGCAGCCCCUUCAUCAUGGACAUCCCCGUGCCUCCUGCGGGUGCCGCCAAGCCCAAUUACAGAGUCAUGGUGGAGGUGUCCCUGAAGAAAGAGGCUGGUGUGGGCCUGGGCAUUGGCCUGUGCAGUGUCCCCUACUUCCAGUGCAUCUCGGGGAUCUUUGUCCACACGCUCUCGCCAGGGUCUGUGGCGCACCUGGAUGGCCGGCUACGGUGUGGCGAUGAGAUUGUGGAAAUCAAUGAUUCCCCUGUGCACUGCAUGACGCUCAAUGAAGUCCACGGGAUCCUGAGUCACUGCAGUCCCGGUCCAGUCCCCAUCAUCGUCAGUCGACAUCCAGACCCCCAGGUCUCCGAACAGCAACUCAAGGAAGCCGUGGCUCAGGCUGUGGAGAACAUCAGGUUUGGAAAGGAGAGACACCAGUGGAGUUUGGAAGGUGUUAAGAGGCUGGAGAGCAGCUGGCAUGGUCGGCCCACUGUGGAGAAGGAGUGGGAGAAGACCUCAGUCCCCACGCUCCGCAGGGCGCAGAGGGCCAUGGUCCGCUCUAGCAGUGACAGCAGCUACAUGUCAGGGUCCCCAGGGGGCAGUCCCUGCAGUGGCAGCACUGAGCAGCAGCCCUCCCACCCUGAAGGCAGCACACACAGCCCGGGCCCAGCUUCAGGGCUGCCCCAGGGGAGCCCAGCCCUAACCGGCAGCCAGGACAGCCACUCACCGCUGAGGCUGAAGAAGUCUUUUGAGAUCCUGGUGAGAAAGCCCACAUCCUCCAAGCCUAAGCCUCCACCUCGAAAAUACUUCAAAAGCGACAGUGAGCCCCAGAAGAAUCUGGAAGACAGGGCCAACUCCUCUGGGCCUCCUGGCUCACCCACCUGUGGCCAGGAAGGCAGUGAGCCACUGCCACCACCACCGGAAGACACCAUAGGGAGAGCCCCCUGCACUGUUGCCGUCUGCUCAGGACCUGGAGUCAGCCUGCAGGCCCCGUCCUCCUCAGACGGUGAGCCCGGGAGGAGAGCCAGCCCAGUGACACCAGGGUCCCCCAUAAAAUCCAGACUGCUGAAGAGGCAAGCUCGGAUGAACUGUAGCUUUGACACCACCACCGAAGACCCCUGGGUUAGGAUUUCUGACUGCAUCAAAAACUUAUUCAGCCCCAUCAUGAGUGACAGCCACGGCCACAUGCCACUACAGCCCAGUGUCAGCCUGGGUGAAGACGGCACACAGAGUCUCCCGGAUGGGACCCCGGCCAGGCUGGAUGCUGCCAAUGGCACACCCCGAGUUUACAAGUCAGCAGACAGCAGCACUGUGAAGAAAGGGCCUCCUGUGGCUCCCAAGCCUGCUUGGUUUCGGCAGAGUUUGAAAGGCCUGAGGACUCGUGCUGCAGACCUGAGACGCCUUCCUGACUCGGCCUCCUCUGCUCAGCCGAUGCCUGCUUCCAAGGAGUCCCCUGGGCCACUUCCCCGGGCCACCUCUUCCAUCAAGCAGAGAAUCAGCUCCUUUGAAACCUUUGGCUCCUCUCAGUUGCCUGAUAGAGCAGUUCAGAGACUGAGCUUGCAGUCCUCCUCCAGGGAGGCCCCCAGGCCUUCUGGGAAGCAAGAGGGAGGCCGGCCUUCUGGCCUUUUGGUGCAAGGGGCUCCAACCUCUGCCGAGCAGAGGCAGCCAGGGCAGGAGCAGGUGUCCCUGGGUUUCCCUGUGACCUCAGAAGCUGGCACUACAAGUGUGACCUUGUUCCCGCCCGUAGGGCAGCAGCAGGCUUUGAAAAGCAUCUCCACUGCCCCUGACCCUCUCACGGGGCUGCUGGGCACGCAGAAGGAGGAUACUUCAGGUCCCAUCAUAAAGAUGCCAAGCCAGCGAGCACGGAGCUUCCCCCUGACGCGGACGCAGUCCUGCGAGGCGAGGCUGCUAGAUGAGAAGACCAGCAAGCUCUACUCCAUCAGCAGCCACGUGUCCUCGGCCGUCAUGAAGUCUCUGCUGUGCCUCCCCUCUUCUGUCUCCUGCAGCCAGCCAAGCUUCAACCCCAAGGAAGGGGCUGCUCCAAAGCCACUGCCUGGCGAAGACUCUGCCGCUGGUAGCUCUGACUCUGCCGCCGUGGACACCGGGUUCUCGCUCAAUCUUUCAGAGCUGAGAGAAUACACAGAAUGUCUCGCUGAGCCCAGGGAAGCUGAGGAUGGGGACCACAGCUCCUCUCAGUCUGGUCAGUCGGUCAUCUCCCUGCUGAGUUCAGAAGAGCUGGAGAAACUCAUCGAGGAAGUGAGAGUUCUGGAUGAAGCAACCUUGAAGCAACUGGACAGCAUCCACGUCACUGUCCUGCACAAGGAAGAAGGUGCAGGCCUUGGGUUCAGCUUGGCAGGAGGAGCAGAUUUAGAAAACAAGUUGAUUACGGUUCACAGAGUGUUUCCGAAUGGGCUGGCCUCCCAGGAAGGCACGAUUCAGAGGGGCAAUGAGGUCCUCUCUAUCAAUGGCAAGUCCCUCAAAGGUGCCACGCACAGCGACGCCCUGGCCAUCCUCCGCCAAGCUCGGGACCCAAGACAAGCUGUGAUUGUCACACGGCGGACAACGCUGGAGGCCACACUGGACCUGAACUCCUCCACAGACUCUGCAGCAUCAGCUUCAGCAGCCAGCGAUGUUUCUGCGGAAUCCACCACAGAGGCCACAGUCUGCACAGUAACACUGGAGAAGACGUCUGCGGGGCUGGGCUUCAGCCUGGAAGGAGGGAAGGGUUCACUGCACGGAGACAAGCCUCUCACGGUCAACAGGAUUUUCAAAGGGGCGACUUCAGAACAGUGCGAGCCAGUUCAGCCUGGAGAUGAAAUCCUGCAACUGGCCGGCACUGCUGUGCAGGGCCUCACGCGAUUUGAAGCCUGGAAUGUCAUCAAGGCUCUUCCUGAUGGGCCUGUCACGAUUGUCCUCAAAAGGAAGAGUCUGCAGGCCAAGGAGACCUAAGCUGCUGAGGACCCUAAGGCAGGGAAGGAGCCGACACAGAAGCCAAGCUAAGCUGACGGUGCAUAGCUUCCGUAAUGCUGAUUCUCAGGGUCUCUGCUGUCCACCCCACCGGGACUGGAGGGAAGCCCAGGGGUGUGGCCUGCUGGCUGCUGUUCAGGUCUGGACCUUCUGGGACACUACCCAUAAGCAGAUCGUCCCAAAGUGAACAGGGUCACACAGGGGUGGCUGAUACAAACUGUAGACUGUGUAUAUAGAGAGCUUAGGGGAGAUGUUACGGUGCCAUAAUAAAAUGCAUAUAUUGCAA
Messenger RNA from Cavia porcellus (domestic guinea pig), 4850 nucleotides. It is a transcript of the gene Il16, whose product is annotated as interleukin 16. NCBI's taxonomy places the organism in Eukaryota, Metazoa, Chordata, Mammalia, Rodentia, Caviidae. The record is from RefSeq and is a predicted model, not a curated record. Gene Ontology annotation, molecular function: CD4 receptor binding; cytokine activity. Gene Ontology annotation, biological process: induction of positive chemotaxis; leukocyte chemotaxis. The transcript has 19 exons. The coding region runs from base 509 to 4546 and encodes 1345 amino acids.